UUUAAUUUAAACUGUGUUUCGGUGCUGCGAUCUCAUUUCACUCCUGAAUUUCUAGCUUCCAUCUCCUCCGAUUUCCCUCUUCCAUCGAAGUUGACCUUUCAUUCCACUUGUUGGAAUCCCCAGACUCAGCCUUUGCAGGUCUAGUAACUUUCGAGGUUGCUGGGUACAGAAGGAAACGAUGGCUGCUUCAGAGGAGAAUAGUGCAUUGUUCCCGAUAUUCAUAUUGACAAUAAUGGCAAUUCCUAUAGUGCCAUAUACAAUAACGAAGUUGUGUCGUGCUGCCACUAAAAAGUCAAAGAGCUUGCACUGUCAGUGCUCUGAAUGCUCGCGAUCAGGGAAGUAUCGUAAAUCGAUAUUCAAGAGGAUUUCAAAUGUCUCAACAUGCAGUAACUUGACAUUAUUGCUGCUUUGGGUGGUUAUGAUUAUUCUGGUUUAUUACAUAAAGACUAUGAGUCGUGAGAUUGAAGUUUUCGAUCCAUUUAGUAUCCUUGGAUUAGAGCCUGGAGCGCCAGAGUCAGAAGUAAAGAAAAAAUAUAGGAGACUUUCUAUUCAAUUCCAUCCAGAUAAAAAUCCAGAUCCAGAGGCACACAAGUAUUUUGUUGAGUACAUUGCCAAGGCUUAUCAAGCUCUGACAGAUCCAAUAGCUCGUGAAAAUUAUGAAAAAUAUGGCCAUCCUGAUGGCAGGCAGGGAUUUCAAAUGGGUAUAGCUCUCCCCCAAUUCCUGCUAAAUAUUGAUGGGGCAUCUGGUGGAAUACUUCUUCUUUGGAUUGUUGGUGUGUGUAUUCUCUUGCCAUUGGUAGUUGCUGUUGUUUAUCUCUCCAGAUCAUCAAAGUAUACUGGCAACUAUGUGAUGCAUCAAACACUUUCCACUUACUAUUACCUCAUGAAGCCUUCUUUGGCCCCCAGCAAAGUCAUGGAUGUCUUCAUAAAGGCUGCUGAAUAUAUGGAAAUUCCAGUUCGUAGAACUGAUGAUGAACCCCUUCAGAAGCUUUUUAUGUUGGUAAGGAGUGAGUUGAAUCUUGACCUCAAGAACAUUAAGCAAGAGCAGGCAAAGUUUUGGAAGCAGCAUCCUGCACUGGUUAAGACAGAGCUGUUAGUUCAAGCACAAUUGACCCGUGAAUUUGCAGCAUUGUCUCCAUCUUUACAAAGUGAUUUCAGACGAAUUUUAGAAACAGCUCCUCGCCUUCUCGAAGAAUUAAUGAAGAUGGCAGUUAUACCACGCAAUGCUCAGGGGCAUGGGUGGCUGAGGCCUGCAAUUGGUGUUGUUGAGCUUUCUCAAUGCAUCAUCCAGGCUGUUCCUCUCAGUGCUAGAAAGACUACUGGUGGAUCUCCUGAAGGCAUUGCACCAUUUUUGCAGUUGCCGCAUAUUAGUGAGACUGUUAUUAAGAAGGUGGCUCGCAAGAAGGUGAGAACGUUUCAGGAACUUCAUGACAUGGACUCUCAGGAGCGAGCUGACCUGCUUACUCAAACAGCUGGGUUAUCUUCUACUGAAGUACAAGACAUUGAGACGGUACUGGAUAUGAUGCCUUCCUUGACACUUGAGGUAACUUGCGAGACUGAAGGGGAAGAGGGUAUACAAGAGGGUGAUAUUGUUACUAUCCACGCUUGGAUAAAUAUUAAAAGGGGUAAUGGUUUGAUCGGUGCCCUUCCUCAUGCCCCAUACUACCCAUUUCACAAGGAAGAAAAUUUCUGGUUCUUGCUUGCGGAUUCUGUUUCCAAUAAUGUGUGGUUUUCUCAGAAGGUUAGUUUCAUGGAUGAAGCUGCUGCUGUAACUGCUGCAUCUAAGGCAAUUGAGGAAUCUAUGGAGGGGUCAGGAGCAAAUGUGAAGGAGACCAGUAGGGCAGUUGCAGAAGCAGUGGAGAAGGUGAGGGGGGGCUCUAGAUUGGUAAUGGGCAAGUUCCAGGCCCCAUCAGAGGGCAGCUACAGUUUGACUUGCUAUUGUUUGUGUGACUCUUGGUUGGGCUGUGACAGAAGGACAAACUUAAAGCUCAAAAUUUUAAAACGGACUCGGGCUGGCACCAGGGGUGCUGCUUUAGCUGAUGAAGGACCUGUCAUGGAGGAUGGAGUUGAGGAGGACGAGGACAAUGAGGAUGGAGAGUAUGAUGAUGACUAUGAGAGUGAAUACAGCGAAGAUGAAGAUGAUCAAAACACAAAAAAUAAGCAUCAAGCUGCCAAUGGCACCGUGAAUAAACAUGGUCAAGCUGCAGAAAGUUCAGGCUCUGAUGAAGAAUGAGAAGCCUUUUUCUAACAUGAUAGAUCCAUAAUUUUCAUCUUUUUCCAUCAUGGAUGAUAGAAAAACAAUCAACUGUAGCAGUAGUCUAUAUUGUCCAUUUUGUUUAUCAGUUGGACUACAUUGAUGCUUGAACUUAUGUUCUUAUCCUAGUUCAGCUGAUAUCGUGAUUAAAUUGUCAUAUUAUCUGAUAAAUUUUUUAAGUGCGGAAGAUAAGUUUUAAGGAUUUAAUUUUGGUUUGAUGUCAUUGUACAACUUUUUCAAUGUUUAUUGGAAACUUUUAGUUGUGAAUCUUAGUAUUUGUCGAUUAUUC
Abrus precatorius (Indian licorice) is the source of this 2543-nucleotide messenger RNA. Its product is annotated as dnaJ protein ERDJ2A. The record is from RefSeq and is a predicted model, not a curated record. The coding region runs from base 179 to 2233 and encodes 684 amino acids. Gene Ontology annotation, molecular function: transmembrane protein transporter activity; RNA binding. The transcript is spliced from 11 exons. Gene Ontology annotation, biological process: post-translational protein targeting to endoplasmic reticulum membrane; SRP-dependent cotranslational protein targeting to membrane. NCBI's taxonomy places the organism in Eukaryota, Viridiplantae, Streptophyta, Magnoliopsida, Fabales, Fabaceae. Gene Ontology annotation, cellular component: Sec62/Sec63 complex.